Dentiscutata heterogama is the source of this 984-nucleotide messenger RNA. The record is from the annotation of a GenBank genome assembly. Lineage: Eukaryota; Fungi; Glomeromycota; Glomeromycetes; Diversisporales; Gigasporaceae.
AUGUUUUUUGAUCUUAUAUUUCGUGUUGGCGGCCAAACAGGCAUAGACAAAAUCUUUCAAGAUGAAUUUUUUGAGUUUUCAAAAGAUAAAAAAAAGCAAUUGAUUAAUAAUCAAGAGUUCAUUAUGUAUAUAACUAAUACGAUUCGUUUUGUUCUUAUCGGUUUUUGUCCAAAAGGUAGAAAAUGUGAAGAUGGAACCAUUGAUAAUAAGUAUCCAAUGGUGGAAUUAGAUAUUGAUGACUAUUCUUAUAGGACCGAUAAAAAUAUUGAGUUUUCAGAUGGUGUGUUAAUUAUUCAAGGAGAUUCAACGAAUGAUUAUGGUACUCAAUAUACUAUUGAUAGAGCUAAAGAAUUGAAAAAGAAAUUGAAAAUUGUGAAUGUAUUCGCAAGUAAUUUAGACGAGGUUGUGAAAUGGAUUGUUAAUAAUAAUAUACGCUUAUUAAAUGUCUCUGGAGCGAGGAAAAGUAAUUUGUUAGGAGUAGAUCUCCAAGUAAAAAUGGUUUUUAAAAAGUUUUUGAACAAUAUUUAUGAUGAAAUUCUUCAAAAUAGUGGAUUUCUGAUUUAUGAUUCAAUCAGAAGGUUUUAUACUCUCAGUCCGGAAGGUUCUUUUUCAUAUUUUACUGCACAGGAAAUUUUUCAAAAAAUGCGUGAGAAAUGUGCUAAUGUUGAAAUAGUCCUUUUAAAGGAAAAGAGCGAAUUAAUUAAAAUUCUACCAAUACUAAGAUAUGAUGAGUGUCUGUUAGUUCCCACCCAAGUAAACGGAAUUGAUACAUUCGAACAAAAUCAUUUAUUUGAAAGGUUUAAAGUUAAAUUCGAAAUUGAGACAUCUGUGAGGUAUGCAUUACUCUCAGUACAAAAUGAUAUUUCAGGAAUAGAAGAAUUGUAUAGUUAUGAAUCGGCUUUUGAAGAGUGCAAGAAUUGGAUUUGUAAGAAAUUACCAAACGUUAGGAAAAUAAGCGUUGGAUCAACUAGCGAAGCGGCAAAA